GCCUACUGGUGACACUGACACCUGGGUGGUGCGGGAGACUCCUGGCCAGGACACUGUCCUCCAUCCGGGAACAGCAGGGGGAUGGGACGGGCGGCUGAGUGCUGGGCAGCAGCAGAGCUGGUCUGAACCUUGGACUUCACGUCGGCGCUCCCAGGAGAAUCCAGAUCCUAGCCCCCAGGAGCCGAAGCAAUGGCCUCAAAGCCUGAGAAGAGGGUCGCCUCGUCCGUCUUUAUCACCCUGGCACCCCCGCGCCGCGAUGUGGCUGUGGCUGAGGAAGUGAGGCCGGCGGCUUGUGAAGCCCGGCGGGGCCGCCCCUGGGAGUCCUCCACCCCCAUGAAGGCACCCGGGGUUGGCCCGACGGGGAGGCCCAGCCCCUGGACACCCCCUGGCAGGCCUGUAGCGGCAGUGCCAGCUGUGCCACCUCAGCUCUCCAACGGAGACAUCUGUGCUUUCUGCCACAAGUCCGUGUCCCCCAGAGAGCUGGCCGUGGAGGCCAUGAAGAGGCAGUACCACGCCCAGUGCUUCACGUGCCGCAUCUGCCGCCGCCAGCUGGCCGGGCAGAGCUUCUACCAGAAGGACGGGCGGCCCCUCUGUGAGCCGUGCUACCAGGACACGCUGGAAAAGUGUGGCAAGUGCGGAGAGGUGGUCCAGGAGCACAUCAUCAGGGCCCUGGGCCAGGCCUUUCACCCCAGCUGCUUCACAUGUGUGACCUGUGCUCGGUGCAUCGGGGACGAGAGCUUUGCCCUGGACAACCAGAACGAGGUGUACUGCCUGGAUGACUUCUACAGGAAAUUCGCCCCCGUGUGCAGCAUCUGUGAGAAUCCCAUCAUCCCCCGGGACGGGAAGGAUGCCUUCAAAAUUGAGUGCAUGGGAAGAAACUUCCACGAAAAUUGCUACCGAUGCGAGGACUGCAGGAUCCUGCUGUCUGUGGAGCCCACGGACCAAGGCUGCUACCCCCUGAACGACCGUCUCUUCUGCAAGCCAUGCCACGUGAAGCGGAGUGCCGCUGGGUGCUGCUGAGAGCUGCACCAGCGCCAGGACAGUCCGACCCACCAGCUGGCGGGGCCUCCCUGACUCACUUUCCCUUCCUGACCUGCUCCUGCACACUUUUCUGCGCAGCCUCAACGGGGAGCACCUCGCAGCUCUGCCCUGUGUGUCUGGCACGCGGCCGGCCCAGCUUCCUCCCAGCCAGACGUGGUGGCUGGCGGACAGCACCCUAGACUGUCGCCCCCCAUCCCCUGGGCUCUGGGAGGCUCCUGUACAGGGAGCGUCACGCUCAGGGCGCCCUUCUGGCCAGAGAUGAGUCUGGGCGGGUCUACCCAUGGGGCCUGUGUCACUUGAGCUGACCCUUCAGCUCUCUAGAGGGGGUCACCAGGCCAGCCCUGGCCUGCAGGAAUGAACUGCUUGAGAAUCUCAAGGUUCCUGCAAAAGUGCGUCUUGAAAGUUUGGAUGUUUAAGUGCUAGGAAGAAGCGUUCUUGGGGUUCAGGAUGGGAAUCUCAAUCGCAGGCAUCUCUCCUCAGUAUAAGCCUGCAAGAAUGUGCCCUGGUGGUGACAUGGCCGUGGACUCACUGCCUCUGGGAAGUGUCAUGCCACGGUGGGGCUGGGGUCCAGGGCAGCAGGAGAGGUGGUCUGCAGGCAGCAGGGAGUGCCAGCCGCCCCUCCAUUGCUGGUGCCACCUCCUGUGUGUGACAGCGAGCCAGCAGGUGUGGAAGGACCCUCUUACGCUGGGGGCAGGCUGACAGGGCUGCGUGUCCCCCUGCAUCCCUGGCUGGGCUGUGCUGUCCCCUCGUACACACACACCUCCAGGACCGUGGGCAGGUGUGCCCCCCAUCCUCCCAAGUCCCGCUCUAGCCCUUGGUCCCAGGCUGCCCCACAACCUCUGCACUCACAAGGCCACACCUGCGAGAGCCUCUUCCCUUGUAAGGAAAAGCACUCUUGUCACUUUGUCACCUCUAAGACACUUUGUAGGGCGCCAGCGAAACAGGACGUCUUUCCUCCCUCAGGUGGGCCUGCGUACCGCACGCUCCUCCGAGAGCACCCCAGUUCCACACUCGGGGUGCUCCCUUGGCUUCACACCAGAGCAUGGCUUCUUGCCCUGAGUGUAGAGCAGCAGCCCCAAGGUGGGCAUCCACGAGCCAGCGCUGGUUUUCUGUAACUGCAUAGUGGUCCUGCACGCCGCGGCCUUGGGACCCGCGUGCCGCCUUACACACCUCCGCCUGAGCCGCGUGCUGAGAGUCGACCCUACAGCCCGCUGUCCAUGUGCUAGUUACGACUGUUCCUGCUCCCCCGUGGAAAUAAAUGUGUAACUGAG
Molecule: messenger RNA, 2312 nt
Organism: Tupaia belangeri chinensis (Chinese tree shrew)
Lineage: Eukaryota; Metazoa; Chordata; Mammalia; Scandentia; Tupaiidae
Gene: FBLIM1
Product: filamin binding LIM protein 1
Exons: 7
Coding region: 190-1020 (276 amino acids)
Biological process (GO): cell-cell adhesion
Cellular component (GO): stress fiber; focal adhesion
Molecular function (GO): filamin binding
Source: RefSeq, a predicted model, not a curated record